GUGGUGGUUGGCCAGAGAUUGGAGGAGAAGCUUGCAGUGGAAAGGAAGAAAAAAGACAGAAAAAACAGAGGAAAAUUGUGGAGAAAUCGAAGGAUGGGGGGACGGGCGAACCGAAGGGAAGAAGGCUGCAUGCAGCCUUAUCCAGACCGAUACCGGUCCGAAAAAAACUGUCAGUGGGACCCAGCGUCCAAUCGAUUCAGAGAUAUUCCCUAAUGGAUAUAUACAGACCGAAGACGGUCCGUAUAUAUUUAGUUAAAUAAUAUUUUAUUCAUAUUUUUUGGUAUUUAGUAUUUAUUUUUUCCAGAAAUAAUAUUCGGACCAAAAACGGUCCGAAUAUUAUUGGCGCGUCUAUACUGUUGACUCCCGCCAGAAAUAUUUUUUG
Messenger RNA from Rubroshorea leprosula, 382 nucleotides. Lineage: Eukaryota; Viridiplantae; Streptophyta; Magnoliopsida; Malvales; Dipterocarpaceae. The record is from the annotation of a GenBank genome assembly.